This is a messenger RNA of Frankliniella occidentalis (western flower thrips), 3672 nucleotides long. Its product is annotated as MAP7 domain-containing protein 1-like. The record is from RefSeq and is a predicted model, not a curated record. The coding region runs from base 347 to 3514 and encodes 1055 amino acids. The transcript is spliced from 6 exons. NCBI's taxonomy places the organism in Eukaryota, Metazoa, Arthropoda, Insecta, Thysanoptera, Thripidae.
CCACUGCGCUUCCAGCCUUCGAGACUGUCGCAUCCCCAGCUGAUCGCCUCUCGCUGAUCGCCUCUCUCUCGAAACUUACCCCCCGCCGUGAGCCUUCCGCUGUUAUCGCUCGGUGCAAAGCGAGACGUUCGUGAGGAUCCGCCCCUCGUCCUCGUCGACCGCGGGACCAGCUCAUGAACGAGUGUGUGGAACGCAUGCCCGCUACAGCAGCGAGCCAGACUCUAGUGUUCGAUCGAAGGCGAAGACCAAACCCCGUCGUGCAACUGCACCGCGGACGCGGAGGGAGCGCCCUGCCUGCCUCCCUCGGCAGCCCAGCCGCCCGACACCGCUCCUCCAGAACGACGCCAUGGCCGUCCUGUGCGAGGACAUCCUGGUGGCGGCCCCGAGCGGGCACCACCUCCUCAAAAUCUACGUGGUUGUCGCACCCGCGCCCCACCACUCACCCGCCGCAGGCUGCAGCAGGCGUCGGCCGCUGCCACUGACCCCGCAGCCGGGGCCCCAGCCCCAGCCCCAGCCCAGACCUCCGCACCCCCACAAGCAGCACCAGCCCAAGCGGUCCCAGGGCCACAAGAUGACGAGCACCGCCCUGCUGCUGCUCGCCGCCAUCGCGGCCCUCUGCCUCGGGGACGACGCUCUGAGGGAGGGGCAGCCCAACGCUCUGACGGACGACAUCGACCCCGAGCUGCUCAAGCUGAUCGCCGACGGAGGCGACAUGGGCAUUGAUAUGGCGGACCGCGACGGCCGGAGUCUGGCCACCGCGAGCAGGCUGUACCGCGAGCUCAAGAAGAAGGAGCUGCUCAAGACACCCACCGUGCAGAAGCCCCUCACGCUCGAGGAGAGGAGACAGAAGGUGAAGGAGAGGGUGGAGAAGGUGCGGAAGAUGAUGAAAGACAACAGGGAGCGCAGGCUCAAAGGACUGCCACCAGUGCAAAUUGAAAUCCACGGGGACCCGUUGAGCGGCAAAGUGGGCACAGGAAGGUCCGCCGCCAAAGAGGGCGAGAACGUCGAGGACAAGUCUUCAAAGGCCAGCGACAAGGAGGCGAAGGAGCAGAUCAACCCCGAGGCCAGUGACAAGGCGUCCCAGACAGGCGACAACCCCAACGAGACAAGCGAGGCCGCCAAGAAGACCAAGAGUGACAAGUCUACUGAAAACGAGACCUUGAAAACCAACGAGGACGACGUGGGCGUCAGUGGUUUGGAAAAGGACGUACCAAAGGGAGACAUCCUUCCGAAAGACUCUGUCACGUCUCAACCCUCGACUCUGGUGACAAGCCCGUCCAUGGAAGAGUAUACCUCCACGACCCCUACCCUACAUGCAGAGACUUCCUCCUCCUCCACUCAGGGGAGCACUACCGCGGAGGCGACGUCCACUACCCCUUCACCGCUGGAACUGAGCCCAGUAGCGCCGCCACCCAACCCCGUGAGCACGGCCUCGACGAUCUUCCCGACGAUCUCAGACAAGGAAUCUCACGCAAGGGAUCAGGAUCAAUCCAGCAGUACACCGUCAUCACAGGAGCCAUUGGAAACUAGUACAGCUCCAGCGAUAGCCCACGUGAACGUCCAGCCCAGUGCCUCUCCUGCUCCAGGGGUGAUGCACGAGCCGGUCCAGCCCAUCGCGUCUCCAGCUCCCGCGGUUCUCCAAGUGCCAACCCAGCCUAUCGCUUCUCCAGCUCCAACCGUGGUCCCGAUGCACGCCUUGCCGAGUGCCUCUCCAGCUCCAGUGAUGAUCCACGUGGCAGCCCAGCCCGCUUCCCCAGCUCCAGCCGUGGUCCCGAUGCACACCUUGCAGAGUGCCUCUCCAGCUCCAGUGGUGAUCCACGUGGCAGCCCAGCCCGCUUCUCCAGCUCCACAUUUCGUUCAAGCACCGGCCCAGCCGAUCGCUUCUCCACCUCCGUCGGUUGUUCAAGUGCCAGUCCGUCCUGUGUCUUCUCCAGCUCCAGCGGUGGCACCCGUCCACCCAGGGGCAAAUCCAGCAGUGUGGCCGGCCGUCCUCACCCCAGCCCAUCACGCUGUCCAGGCCGAUCCCAGAGCGAACUCUUGGUACGAGUACGGGCACGGCCGCGCCGCUUCUCCAGAGCAGACGGAGGUGGACUUUCAGGCGUGGGCGGCCUUUGAGGCGGCCGUCGCCCAGGAGAGGGCGGCGCAGGAGGCCGUGGCCGCUCAGAGGAGGGCGGCCGAGCUGAUGGCCGCGCAGCAGCGGGCGGCGCAGCAGGAGGAGGCGGCCAAGCAGCGGGCGCUCCAGGAGGCGCAGGAGACGCAGCGCCGCGCUGCAGUCCUGCUGGCCGCCCAGGAGCGCGCCGAGCGCCAGGGGGCCGAGUUAUUGGCAGCGCAGCAGCGCGCGAUCCAGGAGGUGAUGGUGGCCAAGCAGCGCGCCGUGGAGCUGGCCGCGGCUCAGGAGCGGGCGGCGCGCGAGGAGGCCGAGCGCAUGGAGGCGCAGCAGCGGGCGGCGCAGGAGGCGAUGGCGGCGCAGGAGGCCGCCGUCAAGGAGGCGGCAGCCGCGCUGCUCGCCGAGCAGCAGAGGGCAGAGCGCGAGGAGAAGGCGGCUCAGCAGCGCGCCGAACAGCGCGCCGCCCUGCAGGACGCCAUCGCCCAGCAGCAGCGCGCCGCGCAGGAGGCCAUCGUUGCGCAGCAGAUCGCCCAGAAGCUCGUGACGGACCAGGACCCGGCUCCUCCAGUACCCGACGGCCCCAUCGUCCUUGGACCGCCCAACCCGGCGAUUACUGCACCACGCAUCGUGGACGACCUCCCCAACGGCGACCUGGAGAAUCAGCGGGAGGUUGACUUCCAGAAGUGGAAGGCCGGACUCCCCAGGUACCGCAAGCCCGACUCGUACCUGACGCCGCUGCCCGACGGCACUCUCCCGCCCAGUCCUUACACCGCGCCCGGCACGUCGGGCCUGCCCACCCUGGACGAGUUCCAGAGGAUCAUGGAGGAAGCCCGCGGGCACGCCGUCAGCAAGAGAGACACCACGCCGACGGACACGCCAAGCACCACCACCCCGCGCCACGUCGAGCCGCGCGCACCCGCACCGCUGUGGCCGCGCGACCCCUACAUGUCCAGCAGCACGGCGGCGCCCGCCCGACACCGCGACCACCGCCAUCACCACGACGACGGCCACGUGUCGGUGCCCGGGGCGGCGGCUCCCGAAGUCCCGCACACGCACAACCCGUACUGGCCCGCCGAGCCCAACCCGGAGGAGAAGCCCGUGCAUAAGAAGUUUAGACCGACGACGGCGGCGAGGCCCUUUCAGAACGCCACCAACGACGGCGAGCUCCAGCCGCCGCAGGGAGGCGCCCCCAGCAGCACCGCGGCCCCUGGGCGUCCGAUCAACCAGGGCCCCGUCAUAGCCAUGCUACUAACGUCCACGACGGCGAGGCCGGAGCCUCUGCCGAACCCGCUGCCGCUGACGGUCGCCGUCCCGAAGGCGAGGCCCUCCGGGAGCAGGAGAAAGCGUCACCUGUGGAGGGGUCUCCAGGAACCUCGGGACGCGCAGUGCGCCCUGUUCGGCGGCUAGAGGACCAAGUCAACUAGGUCAACUCGCCGUUCAAUCAGCCGCGAACCGUUAUUAACUGAGAGCGUCCCUGGGGAUAGUUUGUGAGAGGGUGCUCAGACAUUUCUGCGUGCAUACUCGCCACGGAGUGCGGCUCGGCGGCGCUUUGCAAUCGCAGCACU